Doryrhamphus excisus (bluestripe pipefish) is the source of this 2196-nucleotide messenger RNA. The record is from RefSeq and is a predicted model, not a curated record. NCBI's taxonomy places the organism in Eukaryota, Metazoa, Chordata, Actinopteri, Syngnathiformes, Syngnathidae.
AUUUUGAAAGGUGAUUGUCGUCACAUGAGACGUAGCACGCUGCAGCCUCUUGACUUAAUAUGUGGAGAGUAGCAAUGUCGGAGGAGGUAGGCAAGGCGCUACAGUCCGUGGUGGAGCGAGUGAACCAGGCGGCGUCACGGCGGCCCAAGACAUUACCAGAUGUGCCGCCCCGCCUGGUCGCAGUCAGCAAAACCAAACCUCCAGAGAUGGUGGUGGAAGCUUACAGACAAGGACAGCGUAACUUUGGGGAAAAUUAUGUUAAUGAACUUCUGGACAAAGCUUCAGAUCCUGCGAUUUUAGAAUCAUGCCCAGAAAUCAAGUGGCAUUUCAUCGGUCAUCUACAGAAGAAUAAUGUCAACAAACUUUUGGGCGUGCCCAACUUGUUCCUGGUGGAGACGGUUGAUUCGGCCAAACUAGCCGAUAAGGUCAACAGCUCUUGGCAACGCAUCAGAGGAGCGAGCACACAGAGGUUAAAGAUCAUGGUGCAGCUCAACACCAGCGGCGAACAGAGUAAACACGGCCUCCCACCAGAGGAGACCGUCGACACUGUGAAGCACAUCAUGUCUAAAUGCUCCGCCCUGCAGUUCUCAGGACUUAUGACCAUUGGGCGCUACGGCUACAACCUCACCCUGGGCCCAAAUCCAGACUUCCAGAUGCUUCUGACUCAGCGGCAGGAGGUUUGUGAUAGUCUGAAGCUGCCGCUGCAGGAGGUGGAGCUAAGCAUGGGUAUGUCCACAGACUUCGAACAUGCGAUCGAGGUGGGGUCCACUAACGUGCGCGUGGGAAGCAUCAUCUUCGGCAAUAGGGAAUAUCCCAACAGCGCAGCAAACACUCCAGUUCCCAGUCCCGCUCCCAGCCCUGAGAAAACCUCCAAACUGGUGUCAGAAGAGGCCGCCAAGAAAAUGCAGCACCUCACAGUAUCUGAACACUAACAACUCUCAUCUGCUACAUUUGUAAGAGAAAUAAUGAAACUUUUCAUCUUGUGAAAGUAACAGCGGUACAGAAGACUCCUCACACAAGUGGAAUCAUUUUUUUUUUUUGGAGGGGGGGGAUUUUAGUCACUAAAAAAAUAGUUCCAUUUAACAGGUGUUGCUAACAUUUGGUACUUUGAGCUGUGCUACAAGAUAGACCAACCUGCUAAAAUCCUGUUGAUUUCAGGUAAUUUGUCACGUUGUACUUUUUUUUUUUAUCAGUCUAACCCAACGUGCUUGACUGUCUCACGUCAACGUACCUUUUUGUUGUGCAGGUGAAACAAAUACUUGAUUUAAUAAAUCACUUAGCGUUUAUGAGGACUUUUCAUGCACUUAGUGUUUGUUUUUUGUGGCCUCCUUAGCCAAGAGUGAAUUAUAAAAUAUAUAUAUAUAUAUAUAUAUACAUGAAAGGCAGUCUAUGCUAAAUUGGAUUUCUGCAAGUCUCCACAAAAAAUGUCAUAGACUUUCAAUAUUUAGAUUCUUGCUCUGAACUGUAAAAUACCUAGAGUUGCUGGGUAUGAUGUAGUGACUUGAAAAAAAUGGAAGCAAUUGUCUUUACUAAGCUCAGGGAGGUGACAUCCACACAACAUCAAUGCUGGAACAUUUUAUGGCAAUUCCACAUUUCUUCAUGAAGAUAAUGUCUGACAGUAGUGCAUCAAGAAGCGGACAUUUUAACAAAAUAAGAGAAAAAUCUCAAAAUCAACAACCCAUACAUGCAUGACUGAAGCCUUCAGUAUUAAACUGGAUGAACUGUACUUGUAUACAGAAUAUGGUCACAUUCCAAUAAUAAAUAAAUCCUGGCACCCAAACAUCCAUGUUUAAAGCCCCUUAUAUCACAUCGCGAAAAACCUCAUGAACACCAAGUAAAUGAAUGCUAGCUACAAUAAAGCAAUACAAUAAGAAAAAUCUCACAGUUCUUUGACAUUUAUAAACAUUGUUACAAUAUUGGAAAAAAAUCUCCAAUGUUCUUGCAACUACAAGAAUCACGGGGUGUGGCUGUGUGUGAACAAACAUUCUAUAAAAUUAUAAACUUAUCAUUCAUUUAGUGUCUAAAUAAGGGACGAUGUGUUGGCAAUGGUGAAGCCAAUGGUUACCAGAGACGAAACCCCACUCGAAAUGAAAGAUGGGUGUCAUUGUGUUGCGUAUCUGCUGCUGUACAACCAAAAGAUGUGCACGGAUGUCAGGCAAAUACAACAAACGAGAAAGGCAACUGGGAUGUUGUACU